AUGAAACUAGAACAGGAGAAACUUGAUCUCUUAUGUCUCUAUUUCCCUAAGUUCGAUCGUGACGUAUUGGCAGAGCUCUUGAACUCCUGCGAUGGAUCAGUACAGAGGACGAAGGCGUUAGUGGAUGGUAGUGAGGCAGUGUCGCAAACCAAAAAGCGAAAUAGUGCGCUCUAUCAGUCCUCAAUAGCGGAACCCCUAGCGAUAUCUACCGCGAAGCGGCACCGACCACUAACAUCUAGUGCGAAAGUAAUACGGUUGCACACUCCCAAACAAGUACAAGCGCACUUAUAUCCCUUCGUAUCACUACAUAGGGCUAUUCUUCCACGAGAACUGAGUGAUGAGAUCCUUCGGUAUUUAAUGGGACUUAAAGAGUCAAUUACUCCAAACAAAUUUUACAUCUUUGACAACUAUUGUACCUCGAGCCAUGGAUCGGGGCUUAUGGCACCGGGUGAAGACGAUAAGCAGGGAGAUACUGUGAGAAACUUGAUCUAUAAUGGAAAACCACCUAAGAUCGUAGGUGUUUACAGUGAUGAGAUGAAGCAAGCGGCGGGCCGUGUUGCUGAUAUUAUCAACGAAAAAUUGAUACCACUGCUCCCCAGCCUACCAUUCCAGAACAAAGAACGAUGGGGCUCCAACAUGUGUAUUGUAAAUUACUACGAAAAUAUAUCUAGUCACUUAGACUACCAUUCAGACAGACUCUCGCAUAUUGGACCUCAUAAUUAUAUUGCAUCAAUCUCGUUGGGAGCUACACGCGAGUUUAGAUUGCGAAAGAACUACGGUAGCAAACAGAUUUACUCUAUUGUGCUUCCUCAUAAUUGUCUCGUGAUAAUGCAUCCAGGAUGUCAGGAAGAGUUCAAGCAUUGUGUCAACGCUCUUAAGAGUUCAAUUGAGCAGAAUCCAAUAUCAGGAAAAGAAAGGUAUAAUUUAACAUUUAGAUUCUACCCGAAAAGCUUUGUCCGACACUUACCUCGAUGUAAAUGCGAUCUUUCAAUGACGCUCAGGAGGUCUUACCUGACAGUCGAGAACAGAGGAAAGUACUUUUGGAGCUGCGAAAAUAAAUAUCAGCAUAAAGACUGUGGAACCUUCCAUUGGGCCAAUUUUAAUAAUCUCGAAGGGAACUAUAUUGCAGAAUGCGAUGAAGAUAUUUCAAUUUGGACUGCGGAGGAUGACGUGGAGAAGAACGAAUGGAUAGCAAAGCAGUCUGAAGAUUACCCCUCGAUAUAG
Molecule: messenger RNA, 1224 nt
Organism: Priceomyces carsonii
Lineage: Eukaryota; Fungi; Ascomycota; Pichiomycetes; Serinales; Debaryomycetaceae
Exons: 1
Coding region: 1-1224 (407 amino acids)
Biological process (GO): DNA repair; DNA alkylation repair
Cellular component (GO): nucleus
Molecular function (GO): zinc ion binding; dioxygenase activity
Source: RefSeq, a predicted model, not a curated record